This is a messenger RNA of Acanthamoeba castellanii str. Neff, 1860 nucleotides long. Its product is annotated as tubulin tyrosine ligaselike family, member 12, putative. The record is from RefSeq and is a predicted model, not a curated record. Gene Ontology annotation, biological process: protein modification process. Bases 1 to 1860 code for a protein of 619 amino acids. The transcript is spliced from 13 exons. Lineage: Eukaryota; Discosea; Longamoebia; Acanthamoebidae.
AUGCAGAAGGAGGACUCUGCGGCGCCUGCCACCCAGCAGCCUACGACCUAUGAUCACUUCCUGCAGACUCACAGGUCACAGCUCGAAGGCGUCGGCCUUCCUGAAUCUCUCUGGAAGCGAUUGUUCAUCAAGCUCAAGGCGCAAAUCUUCGAUGCUGCCGACACCUUCGAGUUCGAGUACGACCCCAACACCACGACGACGGGCGUGGAGUACCGCGUCGUAACCAAGAAGGCCCUCCAGCCUCUCUCCGACGUCUUCGUCAUCGACCAUGCCUGGACGACCACUGCCGACAAGGCACGUGAACAGCUGCGCACCAUUCCCCAUCUCCUCCAAAGGAUGGUUCGGCUCACCGGUGUGGACGACGAAGCCGACGUCACCGACGAGGAAAAGAAGAAGGUGCUGGUGGAUAAGGUCUGGCGAGCGAUGUGGCGCUUCAACCAUACCUACACGGUCAACACUGCCACAGGCGAUCAGAUGACCAUGUGGUACGUGAUGGACGAAGCUGGCUCCUGGAUCACCCACAGCGACGAGCCCAAUUUCAUGGUCAAGCCCAUCUUUUGGCUCUACGCAGGCAUCGCGUAUACCCUGAUGUGGCCCAUCAAGCCACUCGCCGAGGAGGAGGCGGUGACUAGAGAUUUCCUCCUGGGCGUGACGCAGCAGAGGCGCGAGCGAUUCAUCGCUUUCUUCGACGAUGACCGGCGGGAAGUGCUGGCACAGCUGAUCGAAGAGGAGCACGCCGAGGCCACGAAGAACCAACAGCCGCAGCAGCACCAGCAGGGGGUCCAAGCGUCAGAGGCGAAGAAAGAGGGAGACGACGCCCCCGCGAGCCAAGCGACAAAGGCCAAAGGCAAGGCCAAGCUCCCGCUGAAGCUGUUCACCCCCUACAAGCUGGUUCGUGCCCACCUGACCCGAAAGGAGUUCAUCAUCGAGGACAACAUCAACCUGGCCAACAUCUGGUGGCUCUACGAUCGCAUCAAGGACUUUGCUGAGCUGAAGAACACCGACCCCGCGCAGCAGCCCGUCUAUGUCAACCAGUUCCCCAACGACGCGUGCAUCACGGUGAAGGAUCUGCUGGCCGAGACCGUCAGGGGAGUGCUGGGCGAAGUGCCAUGGCUGCCGCUGACCUACAACCUGGAGACCCAGCUGGCAGCAUUCAUCGCCGAUUUCCACGGCCGCCAGGAGAAGAACGAGGACAACGUGUGGAUCGUCAAGCCCUGGAACCUGACGAGGGCUAUGGGCCACCUGGUCACGGAUGACAUCGGGGCCAUCGUGAGGCACAUCGAAGUCGGCCCACGAGUCGCGCAGAAGUACAUCUCACGACCUUUCCUGGUCGACCAAAAGAAGUUUGAUAUGCGCUUCCUCGUGCUCGUGAAGUCAAUUGAGCCGCUCGAAAUCUAUCUCUACAACGUGUUCUACCUUCGCUGUGCCAAUGUGCCCUAUUCCCUGGAGGACUUCGAAAACUACCAGAAGCACUUCACCAUCAUGAACUACAUCGAAGGGGCCGAGCUGAAGCAGAUCCCCGACACCGAGUUCAUUCCCGAGUACAACAGGCAGAUGCCCCACGCCACCUGGCAGGAGGCCGUGCAGCCCAAGAUCCACCAGCUCGUCCUUCAGGUCUUCCAAGCCGCCAAGGCCACCAAGAAUGGCAUCCGCCACCUCCCCAACUGCCGCGCCAUCUACGGCCUCGACCUAAUGGUGGACGCCGAUGGUCAGCCGCUGCUGCUCGAGGUCAAUUACAACCCCGACACGACGAAGAUCUGCAAGUGGUCGCCCUCCUUCUGGAACGACGCGCUGGCCGUGCUCUUCCUCGACGAGGACAAGUGGCGGGACGCCGGCGCCAAGGUCACCAGGCUCAGCUAA